Ciona intestinalis (vase tunicate) is the source of this 2483-nucleotide messenger RNA. Lineage: Eukaryota; Metazoa; Chordata; Ascidiacea; Phlebobranchia; Cionidae. The record is from RefSeq.
AUAGAAUGGCUACAAACGCUGGGAAUUUAGUAGAUCGUUUAAGUAACUUAGUUGAAGCCGUACCUCAAGCACCAACCCCACCCAAAGUAAUCGUGACUUCAAAUCUCAACGCUCAAUUGGCAGUCACGAAAAACAUAACAGCCGCAAGUAAACAAAGGGCAACAAUUUCUGCAGCGAAGAAAGAUUGGAAAAGAGUUAACAAACAAAAAGUAAACGAAUUGGAAAGAAGAAGAAAGGAAAAACUUUCAGCCCAUAUUGAACAGCUGAAGAAGUUGAUUCCAACCAAUGGUAUAUUGCUAACCACCAAGGUGGCCAUUGUGGAACAUGCUUGUAAUUAUUUAAAAGAAAUUCAGAAGAAAUUGCAAACGUUGGUAGAAGAUGGAGUGACAGACAGUGUGGCCAAAGAAUUGGCUCGACUUCGACAGCAAGUGGAGUUUUAUGAAAAAGAAAGAAAAGAAUAUCAAGAAAUAUUAAUCACCCACGGAAUCCACCCCAUGAUAACAGGGAGGAAGAAGGCCAAGGUUGCCAUUUCCAAAUACAGUCAAUUAAUUCCAACUUCCAGUCAAGAAGUAAACAACACUUCAGUUUCUUUGUCUGGAAACACUGGAAUUAAACAAACAAGUUGUAUGACAUCACAAACAAGUUGUAGGACAUCGCAAAGCAAAAUUGUUUCCAUGACAACCACAUCUGUUAAACAAACAAAUAUUCCAUUGUCACCUGUUCAUGAUGUAACACAUGCUUGUUCUUGUGUAACAAUCACCACUAUGACAUCACACACCACCAGCAGAAUAUGCAGAGAAAACAAUCAACCAGCGGAUUGCCGAGUAAUUUGGAGUCAAUCGUGGAUAUCGGAGAAAGCAAAGAACCUUCCCAACCUGCCCAUGGUGCUUACUGAUGCUGUAAGAAACCAAAAACAUAAUCUGGAAAACAAAGUCAAGCAGUUGGUGCAAAGUGCCGUGAACUCGAACGGAAAAUCCACCGUCAGUGUUUCAUCUGUUAACGAGUUGAAACAAAUGAGAGCAAAAACUUCUGGUUCGAAUAACUUGGCUGAUGGUUUAAACGCAGAGUCAAGUGGGUUGCAAACAUGGCUACGUACUUGCUCUGAGAAAGAUAGGAAUAAAACAAAGCCAACGCCAAUAAUUGAAAAACUACAACAACCAUUUUCUAACAAGACGAAAUUAAAACCAAAUUCUUCAGUUGCUCAAAGUCCUGAAGCUUCAUCACGGGCUUUGAAUUCUUUCAACAUAGCGAGUCUUAUGAAGUCACAAUCAAACCUUUCAAAAUCUCCGCAAUCUGUGGGCAGUGUUAACCUCACUACGGUUCAUGCAACACAAACAUCUGAUGUUUAUCCAGCAACUCAGAAAGAUAAUUUUGCUCAAUCUUUUGAAUCUGAUUUUUUUGAUUGUUUUCAAAAUAUCUCAAGUCUAACAGCACCUGAAACUCCACAGAAACAAACAAUCGACUCUUUGAGCAAUCAAGUGCAGAAAAGUUUACAGAAAACACCUAAAGACAAAAGAUUAUGCAACUCAUUAUCUUUAGAGUUAAAUGACAUUUUUCGAAUUGAUUCAACAGUUCAAACUACUGAAGCUGGAAAACUGGAUCAGUGUCCAAGUGAUUUAGAAAACACUACGAUUACAAAUCUAUUGAUGUCACCACAAGAUACCCCUGCUCGCCCAAAGCAGCAGAUACAACAUGUUGAGUUCGCACCGGUACAACGCCUUACACACCCUGUUUCAAUAUGGCAACCUGCUAUUACUGGAUGCAGCACAAAAACUAUCACAACCUCUAACAGAGCACACCACGGGCACAAGCAGGUUGCGCAAUACUCAACACAAAAUGCUGAGUCUACGACCUGGAAUCAUCCUGAUAAGGACCUACAUAACGUGUCAAGAAUUAUAUCGGUGAAAGCUCACCCUCGAUUCAAUGCAGGAGUUAAGAGGAAAUACAACCAACCAGCCCACCAGGAGCCACCUACAAGCGUUGCCUGUGUGAGGAACAACCACACAGAUCAAUCCCACAAACCAGUUCAUACCAGUAUGAACCAGCACAGCAACCCCAGUGUUGACCGGUCACUUUUCGGACAUUUUACCAAUCCGUCUGUGGCAGUUGUCACUCAUGUGUCAACCCUGCCACGCCACAACCCUGAAUACCACCAGCCAUUCAAUGAACUUUACAAUUCUCCUUCGGUGCCAGAGUAUUACCACCACCCCACCACAGCAGGGUAUAGGUUCUCCUACAACCCUAACAUUUCAGACUACCCAAGUCACCCAGUAUACAUACCCCAUUUACCAAAUGCAAAUAUAAACUAUAACAACAAUAACAGCAACACAGAUAUAAAACACAGCAGGGCUUCUCAACACCAUAUACGACAAAUUUUAAGCUGAAUUCCAAUUGAGAUUGGUAUCUUAAUGUACACAAUAAAACAUUGUUUAUAACUAUAUUUAUUUUCUUUCUUGAAUAAAGCUAAAAUGAGUUCCGAUUUA